CCCCCUUUCCUUCUCCCCUCCUCUCAUUUAAAAAAAAAAAAAAAUCCCAGGGAAAAAAGCCAUAACCCAUUCCUCCUCAAUUCAACAACCCAAUUCUCUACUGGGUCUCUCUCUCUCUCUCUCUCUCUCUCUCUCUCUCUCUCUCUCUCUCUCUGUGCAAUGGCCCCAACUCCUUCUCCAAGGCCAAUCUCAACCCACCAAACCCCGACAAAAACCCCUCAAUCCAGACACAAGCUCAACUUCCCCUCAAUCCCAACCGAGCAUCCAGUAGAAGUCAUCGGGCGCAUACGGAACUUUCCAGAACCCUCCCUCGAGCUCUCGGCCGACUCCAAAUCAAUCCGACUCCGAUCUGACAUCGGAUACCGAGAUUUCACCCUCGACGGAGUUUCACUCUCGGAUGCCGAGGACUUAGAAAAGUUCUAUGCAAAAUAUGUGGGUUCUAGAGUUGAGGGAGUGAGACUGGGGGCCAAAUGUACGAUUAUGAUGUAUGGGACUACCGGGUCGGGUAAGAGUUAUACGAUGUUCGGGUGCCCGAAACAACCCGGGGUUGUUUAUAGGGCUUUGAAGGAUAUUUUGGGGGAGGGUGAAGGGGAUGAUGGAGGUUUUGGGAUUGGGGUUUUUGUGAAUGUGGCUGUUUUAGAGAUUUAUAAUGAGGAGAUUUAUGAUCUCAUUUCGGGGAGCUUGAAUGGCGGAGGAGCUGGGAUUGCGAUUCCUAAAUUGAUAUUUGUGAGACUAGAGGUGAUGGGGAAAAAGGCGAAGAAUGCAACAUAUAUUUCUGGAAAUGAUGCAGGCAAGAUUUUGAGAGAAGUUGCCAAAGUCGAGAAGCGGCGGAUCAUUAAGAGUACCAACUGCAAUGAGAGAAGCUCGAGAAGUCACUGCUUGAUUAUCCUGGAUGUUCCAUCUGUGGGAGGAAGACUUGUGCUCGUUGACAUGGCGGGGUCAGAAAACAUAGAGCAGGCUGGGCAAAGUGGCUUUGAGGCCAAAAUGCAGACAGCUAAAAUAAACCAAGGUAACAUAGCUUUAAAGAGAGUUGUCGAGUCCAUUGCAAAUGGUGAUUCUCAUGUCCCAUUCAGAGAUAGCAAGCUCACGAUGCUCCUUCAGGAUUCCUUUGAGGAUGACAAAUCAAAGAUUCUGAUGAUUUUAUGUGCAAUUCCUGAUCCAAAAGAAUUGCAUAAAACAAUCUCCACUCUUGAGUAUGGGGCUAAAGCUAAGUGCAUUGUACGUGCAGCUCACGUGCCAACUCCUAAAGAAAAAGUCGUUUCUGAUGAAUCCAGCACGCACUUAAGAUCAAGAAUUGUAGCAAUGAGUCAGUUUAUCUACAAGUUGCAAACGGAAAACAAACUUAGGGAAAAAGAGCGUGAUGAUGCACAAAAGGAGCUAGUGAAAAGAGAGGAAGAGCUACUUUCUGUUAAAUCUAAACUUAAAGUCGUAGAAGGAAAUAUAUCCUCCCUAAGAGAAGAGGAGAUUAAGUGUAAGGUUGAGGAGAGGACUCAGAUGUUGAGGCUCGAGCUUAUGAAAAUGGAAGAAAAGAUAUCGCAACAAGAAGAGGAGCUUAGUUCAAUGAGGCAAAGGUUGGAAGAAAUGGAAGUAGAAAGGGGAAAAUCCAAUGGAGAAGCAUUAGUGAAGAGAUUACCAGAACUUUAUAAUGGUGAUCUAGCUAUGGAGAAGUCCAUGGAGCUGGAUAUGGGAGAUUUACCUGUGAUUCAUGAUGUGAGGGAAAUAAAAGAAAAUUUCCAUCAAUUCAAUCCUCAAAGUUUGAGUCUUGACAACGAGGGGAAUGAUAAUGAUACGAGAUUCACAGACGGAGCGUGCUUGAGCACUGUUUUCGAAAGAGAAGAUGAAGGAGAGGAGAAGGGUAGCAUUGAAGGGUAUGAAGUAGAUAAGGAAAGGGUAGAAGAGAUCACUAGACAAACUGAGAGAGAUUCUAAAUUCGGUUUCUUGGAGAAUCCUAAAGAUGCUACAUUUGAAAGAAAAACUAGAAUACAAAAUAUUUUUAGGCUUUGUGGUAAUUAUAGGGAGCUAGCACAACAAGUUACAGUAAAGAUUCCUUCAAAGACUACUGAAGUUGAUAGUGCUAUUUUAUCGCAUUUAUCGGCUGACAUAGAAUUGAAGGAGAACUACAAGCCUGAUGGAAUGAUGGAGGUUUGUGUAAAAUGGGAAGCGUCGAAGGAAUUCACUGGGAAUAUUAUCAAGAAGUUGAAAGUCCUGAAGGAUUCCACUCUCUCUGAUCUAAGGAAAUUGAUUGAAAUACAUGUUGAAGAAAUAAAUAGCAAACAGUCCUUCACAUUUCUCUUACUUGGGGAUCCUUCUGGAGCACCGGUUACAAUAGAAAAGGAAGCAACAAUUCCAGCGUGCAAACUCCCACUUUGCAACAACCAGUUAAACAAUUAUCUUGCUUGUUUGCGUCCGAUAAAGAAAUCAAUUCAGCUGCCAAAUCACACUCCAUUUGGCUCUCUAGAGAAUACAAUUCCCAUUGCUGGAUGCACAUAGAUAUAUAUAGGCUCUGCUAACCGGAGUUGGCAACUUUUUUGUGUGACCGUUUAAAUGUCAUAUACCGUACUCGUGGAUGUAUCUUGUGGUUAUAUACUGCAAGUUGCAAAUAGAUACUCGUAUCAUAUCUUCACUAUUCUGUACAUUUAGUCGAAGAUGUAUUGUUAAUGAUAUCUACAGUUUUGCUACGAACUCCUGUGUUUUGAGUGAGUGGCCUUCUGUCACUGUGUGCAUAUAAUUUCACUCUUGGUAUGUAUAUCCACUGGUAACAUGUGGACUUCUUUUAUAGGAAAACAAGAAUAAAUUUUUUGGUAA
This is a messenger RNA of Asparagus officinalis (garden asparagus), 2805 nucleotides long. RefSeq names its product kinesin-like protein KIN-10A. Gene Ontology annotation, molecular function: microtubule binding; ATP hydrolysis activity; microtubule motor activity. Gene Ontology annotation, biological process: microtubule-based movement. NCBI's taxonomy places the organism in Eukaryota, Viridiplantae, Streptophyta, Magnoliopsida, Asparagales, Asparagaceae. The transcript is spliced from 6 exons. Bases 160 to 2490 code for a protein of 776 amino acids. Gene Ontology annotation, cellular component: kinesin complex; microtubule. The record is from RefSeq and is a predicted model, not a curated record.